Aspergillus caelatus is the source of this 9495-nucleotide messenger RNA. RefSeq lists its product as uncharacterized. The transcript has 4 exons. Lineage: Eukaryota; Fungi; Ascomycota; Eurotiomycetes; Eurotiales; Aspergillaceae. The record is from RefSeq and is a predicted model, not a curated record. The coding region runs from base 1 to 9495 and encodes 3164 amino acids.
AUGUCCAACCCUAACAUUGUAGUCGAUACCUUCAAUCACAUCGCAUUUCCUCCCAAGCUCCCUGGGAAACGAGACAACCAACCGGAAAAAGUUGAUCUCGACCUCAUCACUCGCCUGCGCCAUGCGGUCCAGACUCUCCAUCGCAUGGCCUAUGACGAUAUGAAGGCGGUAUGGCAGUGUAUCGAGGUAGCUUUAGAUACUUGUCGUGUAGUGAACGAGAAUGGCAUGGUGAAUAAAGUCGCGUUGCUAGACGCCUUCGAUAAACUGCAUCCAGAAAGCCCUGUGAUCGUGUAUAUCGCAGAGCAGAAUGCGGCACUUCUCUUCCGAAAGGCCCAGGGCAGUGAUGAUGUGAUCAUCGAAGGCUUCGAGGCUUCGCCUAGUGCGGAGCAAACGCUUGCUGCCUCUGGCGCGCUGCAAUGGCAUUUCCCAGGAACGGCAAUAUCUCUUUCUGGUGAAGAGUUUGGGAGCCCGGACCUCCAAGAGAGUCUGGCGACGUUCCUGGAAAUGGCCAGCACGGAACAGAUAGAUGAGUUUGCAGCGAAGUCACGGAAAGCGGGGGUGAAGCUGGCCGAGAGUCGAGAUGUCGUCGACCCGGCAUUAAUCUACGAGUUCCUGAUAACGCUUCUCGGGGUGAAUGGUUGUCGCAUAUGCCCACCAUUAUUAUCCAAGCGCGUAAAGGAUGAUGUUUGUUGGGAUAAUGCCGAGCUCCCAUGGCGACGCAGUCCGUUUUGGUUGGUGCUCCGGGUCUGCGUCCAACGAUUGCUAUACCUACGACUGGGAGAUGAAUUGGGACGCCUGUACUACAAGUUCCUGCUGUGUGUUGUGCUGGCUCAUCUCUUGAACGAUGUUACCAAUACGAGGACUGUGUCUAUGGAGAAUUGGGGCUGGCUUAAAGCCAAACUCUGCCGUCGUCUGGUCAAACUAGAAAUGGCGAAGGCACGGUCACCCUCAGCAGUGCACAUAGCAUACCUUCGUCUAGCCCACAACUUGGAGCCCCUUUUUCAACAGUACGUUGUGACAGCCGAUACUGUAAUAAAGAAGGAAUGGGAGGCAUUCAAGAGAGCCGUUCAGCGAAAGAUACCACUGCUACCACUAUACGCCCAACCGAGAGACAUAUCCUUGAGUUUGCCAGCCAGCAUGCCAUACCUUCAAAAUGCCCUACAAGCUCCUCGGAGCGACACCCACAGAAGCCAGGACAUAGAUUCGGCGGUUCUAGCUGAAAGGACCCGAGGAAAUACUACAGAGCAAUUUGCUUCUUUGUCAAUACAAUACUCCUCUCUUGUAAAUCUCGAGCUGAGAUUGCGGUCUGGCCCACGGGAAAUUCCCACUUCCAACCUCAAGAGCCAGAAGCUUUGCAUUGACGUUGCUCAACGGAUAAACCAAUACAUCAAUGUUGUGGGAAAUGCUUACAAUGAAGAUCAGGAGCAACUGAGUGAAUUCAUCAUGAACAUAUUUGAGUUGUGGGUAUACAUGGACAAAUGUGCUCUGGUUGCAUAUCCACUACUCGAGCAAUAUCACCCAGGCUUUCACCCGGAGCUGCUGGACGUGUUAUACUUAUCUAGACUCACCGACCUAGAGCGUUUACAGGAAAUCCAAAACUAUAUUCAUAAGCGUUGCACUGGGGCUUCGGAAAAGGAAAUGACCAUAUUCGCAGAUCCAUCUCCAGAAUGUUUCGCGGAUCGAUAUCUGAGGUCUUCCAUGGGAGAGGGCUUAGUCCACCUGCAAGACCAAAUCGAAGCCGCGUCAGUGGCUUCUCGAUGCAGAAAGGAAGCAGAGUUGGCGGAAGUAAACGGUGAAUUUCAAAGCUUAUCUGAAAAGAUCGCGCGGACCUCAUGCACCCAACGGAGAAAUCCUGAUGGAACUCAUGAUAUUCGUGGAUGCAAUCACUGCUACCAUAUUCGUUGUCGUCGACGGCUUCAAAUCAGUGUUCACGAGGACUAUCUGCCCACAGGCAACAGAAUAGCCGAAACAAGGGCGAUCGUGUUUGAACUAGCAAUUCCCGAGGCCUUUGCUGUGUACCGCAGCACUACGUGGAGCAUCAUAAAUCGACUUGGUCCUCAGGUAGAUUUACCAACAACGGAAGAGCCCCGCGUUUUACUUGAAGAGUACAAGCAGCUUGUCAACUAUAAGAGAACCAUUCAAUGUCAAGGCCGGUUUUCUUUAGCCUCCUACACAAAGACCUACCUAGGUACACAUUACAAGUGGAGGAAAUUGCCAGCGGCCAAAAAGAAUGUUCUGCUUCCACAGGGGCUCUCAUUCCGGUAUUAUGAUGCAGAAAGGCGAUUAUGGGGCAAGGAUAGAGCCCCGCUCACGCUUGCUCACCAUUUUUCUCUUUCUCUUCCCCCAAACCAUCCACUCGCUGGUCUCUACUCAUCGUCCAGCUUUGCCCCUGAUGGUCCGGGUCCCUCCUCAUAUGAAGCAAUUUCGAAAGUCCGAGAGCGCCCUCCCACUAUAACUGCUCAUGAAUUCAUGGCACACCAAGCCUUGAUGGCUGGAAAGCACAGUCGAUGGGUUUCAAUCCUUAUUGAGCUUGGGUCAUCGAAUCUCAACCUUAGCUCAGUAGAGACAAUGAUUUUAUUGCGUCAUCUGGCAUUGCAGGCUGGCCCUAGGGCACCAAGCGAUACGCUGCGAAUCUCACAUUCAGUGUUUAGGGAAGCUGAAUUCUGUAAGAAAUUAGUCGACCAGAUUCAUCAGCAUCUCUCGAUUAUCGCACCCAAUUGGCGCGAGACUACCUAUAUGGAAACAAUGCUCACCUUGACUAUUCAGCUCUGUAACCUUGGAUGUCAUGAAACAUCCGCAGAAGCUAAGAAUUUGCUCUACCGAAUCCGCAAUAUUACACUCCAAUGGAUCAAUCAUUUGCGUAAUGAGACUCGAAACGCCUCAGAGGUGGAUGUUGCAGAAAGAGCAGCUCGGUAUUGCUUCCUAGCUGCACUACUUUGUCGGCGUACCUUCUCCGUCCACAGCGAUACCCAUGUUUCUCUGGAUAUGGACAAUGCUCAGUGUUUUAUUGAAGCAACUCUUGCCCUCCAGGAGAGCCUAGUGAUGGACAUAACCAAGUUUAGUAAUUUGACGCGCAGCAUGUUAGUCCGUGACAUAAGGAUGUCUGCUCAACUUCGUCAAAUCAUCCAAAACACGAUUAGGAUACACCCCAGUAGUAUCAAUUGCGUUCUGGACAAGGUAUGGCCAAGUAGCUCCGGUAGAGUGUACACUACCUGGGAGCAUUUGCAGCAUCCAUAUGAAGGUUGGGUCACCGCCAAAGCAAAGGGUACCGAACAAACCCUACCGCAAGUCUUCCAUUUCCACCUAUUGGAGGGACAUCUUUUGGUAGAUGGUAAAGCUCUCGGGAAGCUGCCUGCCGACAUUCGCGACUCAGAGACUCUCAAAGAGCUUUUUGGAAACCAACGUCUGAUUGCUUUUCCUUCGAAUAUGCCUGGAAUGAAUUAUACCCUAGCACUUGAUAGGGAAGGCCAUCAGAUUCACUUAGGAUAUCGAAAUAAGAACCUAGUAAUUCGGGCCUGGAAGAAUGGCAGAAUCUUUGAACUCAUUCCGCGUUCAGUGUUUGAGAGAAAUGGGAAACUUGAUUUGCCUGUUCCUUUAAUCUUCGACUGCGUACACUGGGUCGAUCUAAACUCAGGUAUCCUCGAGGCUAGACGUAUGCCUCUGAUAUGGAGAGAAAGACCUGGUAAUUGGAAGAUUAAUAUCCGAACACGGCAAGCACAACGAGGGAGGUCUUUGCUGGUUGAUCCCUAUUCCCAGCUAGCUAUCUCAAUCGCGGAAAUCUUCCAUCAUUUUGAACAUCCCUCAAUGCUGACAAUAUACCAACCAGCUAUAAACAAUCUUUCUGUUGAGUUGAAACGCAUGAACCUCGGGUUUCAUGUAAACAAACGGCAGCUUUUACAAUGCAAGCAGCUGGCGGCUGAAGUGGAUCCAAACCAGGACGCCGGCACUCUGUACGGCCUCCAAAGUAUGCUCGUGCUCCGAAAUGCCUACAAUCGUUCGCAGCGUAGUAUCAUUACGCCUCUUGGGAAGCUCGAGUAUGAACGUCAUGGGAUGCAUGUGUUAGUACGUAAAGGGAACAACGGAGACUAUGGAAGGUAUAUGAUCGAUGAUGUCCUUGGCAGAUUACAUGGACCGGUAGAGCCAUUGCUGCUGUAUACACUGGCUCAGCUCCACGCAUUCACAUCGUUUAUGAUCCCUGAUUCCUUAACUGGACGGACAGGGACGGAGGAAGCGCUAUCUUACUUAAGGUCGGGCUCUUCUCAGCCGUGGACGCCUCUCAGCCAGGGUAGUAUCGAUCUUCUGCAAAAUAUCUCGUGUCUUAGCCCACAUCGUGAAUAUUAUCCCCGGGGCGUCAAGCGACAACAGCUGGUCAAGUGGGAUCCAAAUCUUACGGUGUCCAUUCAGCACGAGGCAUAUCAACCGGUUAUACAGUCGAUUCUCGAUAAGUCCCAGAGGCUUUCGCUGUUCCAAGUCCAAGCAACGCCUCCCUUGAUGGAUACACCAAAGAGCAAAGUGCACCUUCAAGAAAGGGCCUGCUGGCGCCGGUGUCUAUAUGAGCGUACAGACGCAUCAUGCGAAAAUACGAUGGAAUUGCCUGAUGUAAUCUAUACAUCUCGUUUCAGAUAUUGUUCAUCCAAGAAAGCUUCGCGCGUUCGGGAAAUCGUCACCCUACUCAGAGAGCGGCCAUCAAAAAUCUACACAACACACAAACUUUCUAGCAAUUUGAGCAAGUGGUCCUAUAUAGGUGGCUAUACGGAAGCUUUCGCUUCAUAUAGUCUUGAGGGGACUCUAUUUGUUGAUCUUGCAGCUGAAUGGGGUAAACUGAUCCGCCGUUGUGUUGAGUCUGGCAUGCAAACUUCCCAUUCUCUGAUGUUUUGCCUUGGAUUGAUGGCUUACGGUGACGGUAUCGACUUAGGUAUGAUUCGGGUCUUAGCCGCGUUUUCCAUACUGGAUGACCUCAAGCAAUUAUCGUUGCCCUUGUAUUCGUCGUUUGAGAAUUUCCGCGACCAGGAGUGCCCCGACUUUGAUUCAGUACUGGCACUGGUACAGCCCUUUGGCGCAAGAUAUAAGGACCCGACUCCCCAAAAGAAGAAGGCUAAACAAGCUAAGAAGGCUGCGGAAGCUGCGCGGAUCCAACUGGCGAAGGAGAACCACGAGAAAAAAUGCGCGCACGAAAGUAAUGACUUCGUUUCAUUUAUCCUCCAACAGUGGCCUUGUGCUGAGCCCUCGAAAGGUAAAUUCUCCGCAUCAUUGCUUAACGUCGUUGGGGCUCUAGAGGCAGUCAGUCAGGACUGGUUCCGGCGGUACAAGAACAUGCGACUCGCGGCCCAUAUCAACGAUGUUCAAAAAGUCCUAAAUGCCCACAGCGCAAAGGAAAACAAUAUUGGAGAUCCUCCAGCUACAUCACAGCCUACAGUGAUGAGACCUCAAUGCCUGAGCUCCCGGAAUGUCGUCCUGACGCUCGGACAAGAUCUCAUCAGCAAAUCUGGUCUAAAAUUAGAAUCGAUUUCGAACUUUUCAUCCAAGCACGACGAACAGGGAGUUUUGCAUUCAGCUGGCUAUCAACUAAAUGCAUUCGGUCGGACACUUCUAUCGAAGUGGACAGCGGGACGGGCCCGAGAGAUCAAUGAGCUUGAGGGGAUAGUGCACAGGAUUGCCUACUCGGACUGUACAGUCAGAUCUAAUUAUGGUCAGGACCUGCAGCUGAGCAUUACUGCCCUAAAGAACAAGCGUCCGGGCUCAGAGACAUCAUAUCAACCAGAAAUACCCUAUCAUGAGGGAAUGGCAAGAUGUGAUGCCGAUAUCAGGAAAGCGCGGGCGAUUGUGGACCGGUACCACCACCAGAUCUGCGACACAUUUACCGAUGGGGACCCGGCGUUCUUUUGGUUGCAAAGUGGAAAUCUGUGGCCAUGUGUCACUCCAGUGACCAUUCUGCAGCAGCUUAGAUCAACCUCUGGUGCAAAAUUUGGACCGAACAUGAAGGAAGCUCUACUAUCAUAUGCAGUUGCAAUUGUCAGAUUGCAGCGGCUCAUGCGCAUAAAAGAGCUUUUUGCUAAACGUGAUAAGAGCAGACUGGAUCAGGAACGCUGCCAAUCAUCCCAUUCUAUAUGGGAUUACGUAGCAUUUCCCGAUUGGCUCCUUCUUGAAAUCGAUUCCAACAUGCAGAUACGCCAAGAGCAAGUGACUGUAGCCCUCGAGAUGGUGUCUCCUGCCUCAGGUUCCAAUACUGUUUUGCAGAUGAAUAUGGGACAAGGGAAAACAUCCGUAAUCAUGCCAAUGGUCGCAGCAGCCUUGGCUGAUGGUCACAUUCUUACCCGACUUCUAGUACCAAAGGCACUCACAACUCAAACUGCGCAGAUCCUACACGCACGUCUGGGGGGACUUGUUGGUAGAAGUCUUAUCUAUAUUCCAUUCUCACGACGUACUCCAAUAACUUCAAACGUAAUUGGGGAAUAUCGCGCCCUGCAAGAGAACAUACUUCGUGAAUCGGGCAUCGUUCUAGGCAAUCCUGAACAUGCCCUAUCAUUCAAGUUAAGUGGACGGCAGCUUCUUUCAGAUUUGAAGAUUCCUCAGGCCGUUGAGAUGGUGGAAACUCAGGAUUGGAUUGACCGUGUUGCCCACGAUAUUCUCGACGAAUGUGACUUUACAUUGGCUGUAAAAACACAGCUUAUCUAUCCUGGUGGCUCGCAGCUUGCUGUCGAUGGACACCCUGACCGCUGGGAAGUUAUCAUGGCUGUACUGGAGCUGGUAGCCCAGCAUCUCUCCGAUUUAGCGCGAGAGCUCCCGUAUAGUAUUGAUAUAAUUGAAAGAGCGGCCUCUACCUUUCCAAUUGCACAUCUUCUAAGGGAGGAUGCGGAGACAGCUCUUAUCGAGCGAGUUGUUCAAGAUGUCUGUUCUGGUCAAAGCACUAUUCUUCCAAUUCGAGACUGCAAGGCUUUCGAAUUAGAGGCAAUUCGACAAUUUAUCUACCGACCAAAUGUUGAUAGAGCAAUCGUCAAAUGUGUCAAUGGCCUAUUCCAGGAUAUGCCCAAAGUCCGCAAGAGAAUUUACCUGCUUCGUGGAAUUUUGGUGCAUCGUAUCUUGCUGCUUUGCCUUAAGAAAAGAUGGAAUGUUCAGUAUGGCCUUCAUCCAAGCCGAGACCCUAUGGCCGUCCCUUUCCACGCAAAGGGUGUUCCCUCCGACCAUGCAGAAUGGGGUCAUCCAGACGUUGCUAUCUUGUUUACUUGCCUUGCCUUCUAUUACGAGGGCUUAACGCAGGAGCAAUGCCGACGGUCCCUCCAAGCUAUUCUCAAAUCAGAUGAUCCUGCCACAGCGUAUGACCGUUUGACGCAAGGAUCAGGGAUAACCCUCCCGGAAACCUUACGACACUGGAAUUUAAUCAAUAUUGAUGAUCACGGCCAGAUUGCGGAGAUUUGGUAUCAUCUACGCUUCUCGAUAACAGCUAUUAACUAUUUCCUGAAAACAUUGGUUUUUCCCACCCAUGCCAAACAGUUCUCUAUUAAGCUACAAAGUUCUGGAUGGGACGUGCCCUUUUUCAGCAAUUCAUCCUCAUUGUGUCAGGAACGGCAAAUGACACGUUCUGGAUUGACAACUGGAUUCAGCGGAACAAACGAUAACCGAAGGCUUCUCCCAUUGACAAUUCAGCAGCGUGAUUUACCAGAGCUGUUACACACCAAUGCUGAGGUACUCACGUAUCUACUACAUAAAAGAAAUCGGGGAUAUAGACAUGCAGCAGUCGAUGGGAGACGCUUUACUGAGGCCGAACUUCUGAUGAAUCUGACGAGGAGCAGGAUCCGAAUACUUAUCGAUGCAGGUGCUUAUAUCCUGGAGAUGGACAACCGGACCCUUAUCAGAACCUGGCUAGAUCAGGAUACCGAGGCCCAGGCAGCGGUCUAUUUUGGACGCGACAAUCAAGCUUGGGUUCAAUAUAGAACAGGGAAAACGGUGCCCCUAUUUGCUACUCCCUUCGCUGACAAUUUAAAGGACUGCCUGGUCUAUCUUGACGAGUCCCAUACAAGAGGCACUGACCUAAAAUUUCCCGCCGAUGCGAGGGGUGCCUUGACAUUAGGGCUGAACCAGACCAAGGACCAUACCGUACAGGCGGCCAUGAGACUCCGCCAGUUGGGUCAAACACAAUCUGUCCUCUUUAUCGCGCCACCAGAGGUUCAUCAAAACAUUUUAGACGUCUGCGAGAAGGGGAGGGGCGAGACAAUCGAUUCAUCGCAUGUUGUUUACUGGCUACUUUUCCAGACCUGCGCUAACAACAGAGAGCUACAACCCCUUUUCUAUGCUCAGGGUGCUGAAUUCUGUCGUCGUAUUCAAGCGGCAGCGAAAUACCCCAAGUUCCUCAGCGAUCCCCUUCAUCGAGAGGCUUAUGUUGGUGUUCUACAGCAGCCGGAACAGCAAACGCUGGAACAACUAUACAAGCCACAAAUACUAGACAUCGACCUCAAAAAGCCUACGACGGGAGCCAGUUCUUUCUCGUUCAGUGGCAGGGUUGCCGAGUUUAUGCAGGUUCUCUGCCAACAGCACGAGCAAUCAAAGGUUUUCCAAAAUUCAAUCGUUAGCUCAGCGCUAGAGGAGGUCGAGCAGGAGCGGGAGGUUGCCUACGAGAUCGAAGAGGAACGGGAGAUUCAACGACCACAGCGGCUGGAGGCCCACCGGUUUCCCGGGUUGCAUCCAUCUCUCUCCCGUUUUGCAAAAACCGGGAUUCUGAAACGCUCUAGCUUUAUCUCAGCUGCCGAUGUACUCUUCACAACAAGCUUGGGAUUGAAAUACAGCAGUGAAGUGACUGCUCUCCUUCCUCGCUUAUGCGUUUCUUCUGAGUUCACAAAGACGGUCAAGCUGAGACCCGGCGAGAGGCGGGAUGAGUUUAUGCGCCCUGUUACCUGGAUAUUAUGCAACAUUGCAACCGAGGCCGUCAUUAUAGUCACUCCAGAAGAGGCGGAGGAAUUGAUUCCUAUCCUUCGCACGACUCCGGCGCCAUCGAUGCAUCUCAUUACAUACUCAGCGCCAGUAACGAAGCGGAUGCUCCACUUUAGCCACCUAGAUUAUUAUGCUAUCCCAUCUUUCCCUGCACAAUUUGCUAUUCCCUUCUGGCUUUCUGUUGAGGUCGGUAUCUUUGCAGGGAGGCUGUACUUUGCAUACACAGACUACGCUUGUCUACUACAACAGAUGCAGCCAGGACCGGAAAAGCAGAACUCCAACGGGCCCCUUACCACACGCCAGACGGCACGAAUGAGCUUUUUGGAGGAAUGGUUAGUUCUGCGUCGUCGGAACCAGGAUAUUUCACAUACGCCUAUGGGAUAUUUGUGUCAAAAUAGGACACUUUCUGUUGAUCACCCAUUCUUUGCAACCGCACAAGUACAGAAUACCGAGCCUAUUUUCCACUCAUCUGGAUACACAGGUGGGAGGAAAGAGGAGGAGGAAUACUAUGACAGCGAGGAAGAAGAGAUUGGCGUUUUAGAGCCCGAGGAAGCUGAUCAGUUCGAGUAG